CAGCUGCAGCAGACUGUCGCUGGGUGUGCUGCUGGUCGGGCUGGCGGGCUGCCUCGCCUGGAGGCUCGCCGCCGGCGGCGGCCCCGCGGCGGGCGGCGCGGCCCCGGCGGGGGGGCGCGGCGGGCUCGCCAGGGCACGGCGGGUAGAGGUGCCCGUGGACGUGAUGGCCGUGGGCGUCGCUGGCGCCGUCCAGCCGCGGCGGGCGGAGGUAUUCACGGGUGUGGAUGACGCUCAUCCUGGACAGGUGACGCCCAUGGCUGCAGGUGACCCCGGAGACGCGGGCCCAGCGCGCUUUCCAAACACAGCGACCACUCAGUCGUCCACCACCACCACCGUCGCCAGCAACGCCACAAUUAACACAACCAGUGGCACCACCGCUGCCUCCACGAGCUGCGAUAAUCUCUGCCAGUGGGACACCAGUGCGCCCGCUGUAGUUAUCACCCUGGUGAGAGAAGACCUGUGCGCCAUGGAGAUCACUGCGAACGCGAUCCUCAGACAGGAUCCUCUUCGACGUCUUGGUAAGGUGAUCCUUGUGUGGGUCUCUCUGACUUCUCCAGACGAGUUCUCCGAGCAGUUGACAAACAUUCUAGCCGUACUGAAACUGCAUGGCGAAGUGAGAUUUCUAAGCGUGAGUCUGCCAAGGGGUGCCGACGAGUGGCGUGCCCAGCAGGCUGUGAGGCUCAAGGCAGCCAGCGAGGUCCAGUCGGACUUCUACAUCGUGCUGAACGCCAGGGACGCGCUCCUUCAGGACGUCUCGGAGCUGUUCUUCACCCGCUGCACCCAGGGCAGGCUCUUCGGGCGGCGCGCCAUGCUCGCGAUGCCGCAGCCGGAGCGCGACGCCUACGACACCGCAGCUGCCCUCCUCGAGCUCCAGCCGCUCCGCGAGGGCAAGUGGCCCGCCCUGGCCGCGCCCCUGGUGCUGCACACGAGCACCGUCCUUGGCCUGCUGCGCACGCUGGGCGAGCCGGCGGAGCUGGGAGACUGCGCGGCCGCGCUCUGCGACGCCCUGGCGGCGGGCGCCUCGGAGCUCACCCUCUAUGUGGUCCACGCUGUGCGGUCGGUGGCCUUCGACUGUAUCCACUCGGUUCAGGACGACGACGUCGCCCUGGUCGUCUUGCCAGCCUCUGGCGAGGCGCAGCAGCGGGCGGCCGCGCAGCGGGUGCGCGCCGCCGCCGAGGCGCCCGCGGGCCACGGCCGCCCGACGGUUCUCGGCGUGCGCGGCGGCGCCCUGCGCGCCCUCGCGGGCGAGACGCGCCGCCGGGUGAUCGCCGACCUCGCCCGGCUGUACGGGAAGGCCGGCUUGCACCGGUUCAGCACCGCGGAGGACCUGGCGGGCUGCCUGGACCCGGGGGCGCCCCGCCCCGCCGAGGACGUGGGUCUGACCGCGCGCGGGCCGUCGGUUGAGGCAAUCGAAUGGCGAGAGACGGCAUGA
This is a messenger RNA of Prorocentrum cordatum, 1432 nucleotides long. The record is from the annotation of a GenBank genome assembly. NCBI's taxonomy places the organism in Eukaryota, Dinophyceae, Prorocentrales, Prorocentraceae.